Messenger RNA from Hymenoscyphus albidus, 918 nucleotides. Lineage: Eukaryota; Fungi; Ascomycota; Leotiomycetes; Helotiales; Helotiaceae. The record is from the annotation of a GenBank genome assembly.
AUGGCAGCCUCACAGCAAGGAAACUGGAUUCUUCUUCCGCAGCCUCUUUCAGAGUCCUACGCCAUCGACCUUCUUGGGCGUGUUGUUGCGAGUAGCAACAACCCAGAGCACAACUUCGUUCCUCUCUUGACUACCACUACCAUGCCUACUCUUGAGAAAAUUCAAGUACAUGACGAAAGCGCCGUUGUUUAUCUUAACGGAAACUACAAAGCUGAUAUAAAAGCCCGAAUGACCAGUUUGUUGCAUGUCGGAAGCACAAAUGCUACAUCCUCUUCGCGGAUCGUCUCCAGCACCAGCAUCAUUACACGACUCUUGAGCCAACACACCACUCACUUUAAUGAGUUGAAGAAGCUUUAUAGUCCUGAGAUCACACAGCUGAUCAACGACAAACGUCAUAUCAAAAGUGAUGAUUCCCGAACGGUGUAUUUGGUGGUUGGGACGAAAACUUGCUUGGAUGCUCAAAUUGGGAGCUCUGACAUGGACGAUGCUACGAGAGAAGGAGGUAUCCAGGUUCCAGUUGAAGCAAGUCUGAAUGCUAGCGGUGUUCCUCUACCUUCCUUGCCGGCACUUGAUGUUGGGGUUGAUGCAACACGUCAGCGUACUACCAAUGCUCUGCAGACGAGGACGUCGAAAGGCGAGAGGUUGUUCGCACUUCAGUGCCGACAGAUCAAGACCCACAAAAGUUGGAGAUAUUGGUCGAAGCCGGCUGAGCUACAGGUUCUCGGAAUGAAGGAUGGAGUCUUCAAAACCUCAAAGCCCAGCGAUUCGGAUGAUUCUGGUGACUCUGGAUCGGAUGAUACAGAUGAUGAUGUCGAUUCAACCAUCAAAGAUCCCUCAAUCUCGUUAGAUGAUGAAGAGUUGGAAUUAGAGAUGGAGCGAGCAGGAAAGCCUAAGGGAACACUAUUCGAAAUUGUUUGA